Arachis stenosperma is the source of this 897-nucleotide messenger RNA. RefSeq names its product agamous-like MADS-box protein AGL82. Gene Ontology annotation, molecular function: DNA-binding transcription factor activity, RNA polymerase II-specific; RNA polymerase II cis-regulatory region sequence-specific DNA binding; protein dimerization activity. NCBI's taxonomy places the organism in Eukaryota, Viridiplantae, Streptophyta, Magnoliopsida, Fabales, Fabaceae. Gene Ontology annotation, biological process: positive regulation of transcription by RNA polymerase II. The record is from RefSeq and is a predicted model, not a curated record. The transcript has a single exon. Bases 1 to 897 code for a protein of 298 amino acids.
AUGGGUCGUGGAAGAAUACCAAUGGAGCUGAUUGAGAAGGAAAAAGCUCGAAAGGCAACAUUCCUAAAGAGAAAGAAUGGAUUAAUAAAGAAAGUGUACGAAUUCUCCACACUUUGUGGUGUUGAUGUUUGUGUAAUCAUCUAUGGCCCCAGCUUUGAUGGAGGAAAAUCCAGCGAAGCUGAAACAUGGCCCCAAGAUCCUAAGGAGGUACAGCGAAUCAUUCAAAAGUACCAUAACACAACGAUUGAUAGACGUCCUAGGAUCUAUGAUGUUCAAGAGUAUUAUAGAGAUAGGGUUAAGAAGAUUGAAGGUGAGAUUUCUAAGGUGCACAAGGAGAAGCUUAAGAUCAUGUAUCCUACUUGGGAUGACUCAUUCAAUGAUCUUAGGGAGGAUCAAUUGAGAAUGUUUCUUAGCAUUUUGGAUUCUAAGAUUCUUGCUUGCAAUCAAAGAAUCAACAUGCUAAAACAAGAUCCUAAGGGAAAAACAAUGGUACAAUCAAAACCCAAUUUUGAGGAUGUUGUUGCUUCAUCAAACCCUUUCAUGCCAAACAUGCCUCAAGCACAGUUUCUUCCUCAUCUUCCCAUGACACCCAUUAUUGAUGAUACCGCCCAAUUACCAUUCUACCCUUUGCAAGUGGGGCAAAGUUCAUCACAAUCUUCCCCUCUUCUUUUUGACCAAAAUUGUGGGACUGUGGAUUGGGGUGCUUGUAGCACUCAUGACAAUGGAGAUGGAAGCAAUCAUUACAAAGGGAAUAUACAAUCAAUUGAGCCAUAUAGUUUUGCUCUAUCACAAUAUCAAGAUAUGCCUCACGAGUUUCAAGCUCUUAAUGCACUCCAUAAUGCAAAUAUGUUUCAUCAUCAAGUUCAAAUGUUCAACUACAUGCAUGAAAGGAAGUAG